GCCGGCCUCCGGCGAGGGGGGCGGCGGCCGCGGCGGUGACAGCCGCUCCCCGCCCCCGCGGCCCGCCACGUCCCUCACGUACCGCCCGGCUGAGGCGCCAAGCGGCGACCUGGCGCCGGGGCUCCGGCUCCUCCAGCGGGGCUCGGCAUGAGGCUGGCGCGGCUGCUGCGCGGAGCCGCCGCGGCCGGCUCGGGCCCGGGGCUGCGCGCCGCCGGCCCCCGCGACCGCCGCAGCCUCGCCUCGGACUCCGGCUCCGGCCCGGCGUCGGAGAGCGGCGUUCCGGGCCAAGUGGACUUCUACGCGCGCUUCUCGCCGUCCCCGCUCUCCAUGAAGCAGUUCCUGGACUUCGGAUCGGUGAAUGCUUGCGAAAAGACCUCAUUUAUGUUUCUGCGGCAGGAGCUGCCUGUUAGAUUGGCAAAUAUAAUGAAAGAAAUAAGUCUCCUUCCAGAUAAUCUUCUCAGGACGCCAUCUGUUCAGUUGGUGCAAAGCUGGUACAUCCAGAGCCUUCAGGAGCUUCUUGAUUUUAAGGACAAAAGCGCAGAAGAUGCAAAAGCUGUUUAUGACUUUACAGAUACUGUGAUCCGGAUCAGGAACCGCCACAAUGACGUCAUUCCCACAAUGGCUCAGGGAGUGAUUGAAUACAAGGAGAGCUUCGGGGUGGAUCCUGUCACCAGCCAGAAUGUUCAGUACUUCUUGGAUCGAUUCUACAUGAGUCGCAUUUCAAUUAGAAUGUUGCUCAAUCAGCACUCCUUAUUGUUUGGUGGGAAAGGAAGUCCAUCUCAUCGAAAACACAUUGGAAGCAUAAAUCCAAACUGCAAUGUAGUUGAAGUUAUUAAAGAUGGCUAUGAGAAUGCUAGGCGUCUGUGUGAUUUGUAUUAUAUUAACUCUCCUGAACUAGAACUUGAAGAAUUAAAUGCAAAAUCACCAGGACAGCCAAUACAAGUGGUUUAUGUACCGUCCCAUCUCUAUCACAUGGUGUUUGAACUUUUCAAGAAUGCAAUGAGAGCAACCAUGGAACACCAUGCCGACAAAGGUGUUUACCCCCCCAUUCAAGUUCAUGUCACACUGGGUAAUGAGGAUUUGACCGUGAAGAUGAGUGACCGAGGAGGUGGCGUUCCUUUGAGGAAAAUUGACAGACUCUUCAACUACAUGUAUUCAACUGCACCCCGACCUCGCGUAGAGACUUCCCGCGCAGUGCCCCUGGCUGGUUUUGGUUAUGGAUUGCCCAUAUCCCGUCUUUAUGCCCAGUACUUCCAGGGAGACCUAAAGCUGUAUUCCUUGGAGGGUUAUGGGACAGAUGCAGUGAUCUACAUUAAGGCUCUGUCCACAGAAUCCAUAGAAAGAUUGCCUGUGUAUAACAAGGCUGCCUGGAAGCAUUACAACACCAACCACGAAGCCGACGACUGGUGUGUCCCCAGCCGAGAGCCAAAGGACAUGACAACAUUCCGCAGUGCCUAGAUGAGCUGGGGACAAACUGGCUUUUGUGUUAAAUUUGGAAGGGAUGGCAUUCAGAACUACAUCAUACCAAGUACUUCACAUGUUGUUCUUGCAGUUGACUCUUUGGGUAGGACAAAUGGAAGCUGAGUUCCACUUGUGCCUGGUAAACCUCCUAAAGGAUGAAUCUGUACCUGCUUACACUUUCACAGUCAAUGGGGCAUAAUUUUAAACACCUGUAGUUUUGGUCAAGUUUUUCUUUCCAUAGACUUCAGAAGUGUGCAUGUCUGGGUUUCUAUAGGAAGCUGUGUGGUUUUUUUAAAAUACUUUUAAUUUAUGUCUGCUAGAAGCAUUUUAUAAAUACUGAGUGUAGUUGGUUAACCAUCUUUCUGUGAUUUGGAGGUAUUCCUGCUAUCCUUUAUUGAGUAGUGACAACUGAAAUACGAUGGUGACCAACUACAAAUAUACCAUGUAAACCUAGGACCAGCUACCUUUCACUGCCUACAUGCAUUGCUUAGCUCUGAAAUUAAUUUAUAAUCUUAAAUUUUUGUAAAAGAUUGUGAUGACUAGUUCCCUGUGGAUUUAAGCCAAGAUCAUGGGCAAUCUUUUUCAAUGUGCUGGUGAUCAAUGCAAGGGAAAAAUUUUAUAUUAAACAUGAACUGGCAGUUGCUAAAAUUAUAGAGAAGAAAUUGAAGACAGAGCAGUGAAUCCUUGAAACUGACCUAAUCAGUUGACUGUUGGUGAUUGCCUGGGCAGCUUUUAAGAAGUUUUACCAGGUCCUGCUGCAGACUUGCUGGAUCAGAAUCUUGUGGGCAGGAUCCCAGAGAUCUGUUUUUAAAACACUUCCUAGGUGAGUCAGAUGCUAGUUUAGUUAUGAUACUACCUCUGUAGAGUGAAUAGUGAUGACAGUGUAGUUUCCAAAGUAACAGCGAUCUUUAUGGUGGUUUCCGCCUAUUUCAGAGUCAGAUUUCUGGACUCCAGGAGAGAGAAACUGAGUCUAGGCCUGGUGCAACUAGAAGAGUGAUUAGAGACAGAUAACCAGAGUCAGAAUCAUAAAUGCAUUAAGUAUUGACAAAGAAUGCCUAUUUUCUAAAAUAGAUUUUUUUUCUUUAACCAGGGAAAAGUCAACCUAGAUUUAUGACAAUCCUUUGCAUCCAUGUGGUAAUUUGUAGUUUACAAAUAAUUUGAUAUAUCAUAGUCGCUCUGUUGGUCUUCAAGGCAGCUAGCAGGUGCACCACCCUCAUUUUCACACAGAGCCUGGCCCAAAGUUGCAUAGGAUUAGAGUGAGAGCCGGAAGUAGGAGACUGUGUUGUUAGUUGUACCUUAUCUUUUUUUAAGGUGAUAGAUACCUUGAAAAUAAAUUUUAAAGCAAAAUCUAAACAUUUAAAGAACAACACGCCACUUAAAUGGGGAGAACUGUAUUUAUCUGGAAAAAUGACACUGAGUUGAAACACUUUCUUUUGAUCACACAAGGUUAACAAUUCUGUAUAAACCUGUAGGUUGGAAGGGCUGUUAAAGGGCACACAGUCUACUACCCUCACUGAAGAAAUGAGGACCUGCAAACUCAGAGGUGGUAUCCUUUUGCCUAGGGCUUCUUAUACCAGCGGAUCUGAACAAAUGUUGGAAACAGGUAUCUUACAUAAGCUAUUGUUUGUUCCUCAAUUAUGGAUUCUUUGAAAAACAAUAGAAUAUACUGAUUUAUAUUAGUUUGACAUGUUACAAUUUUUUGGCUUUAAAUUAAGCUUGUAAUGAAAUUUUUAGACUCUUUUGAAUCAAAAUGUUCACUUUUUUUCCUAAAUGAGACAUUUGUAAUAACUUAAACCUGACAUUUUUACUUAUAAAAUAUUUCCCCCUCCAAGAAAGUUUUUCCUCUCUUAAGAGCUAAGAAAUGAUAUUUGCAAAGGAAAAGUGAAAUUAUUUUCCUUUAGUUUUUUUUUUAAAGUAUAACAGCUUUAUAUUUGGUUAUUGUGGUAACGGACAGACGAUUACAUGCAAAGUAUUCUGGUAUACCUUUUACCAGUUGGUAUCAAGCCAUCUGAGAGGUUUUUCAAGAUUCUUAGCUGUUUUGAGCACCAGGAUUAAUAUGCAGUAUGGAUAUAAAAUGUUUCAAAGGACAGAAAAGUGGACACUCACUAAUUUUUAGAACCCAAGUGAGUAAUGUGCCAACAUUUUUAAGAAAGUGAUAGAAAAAAAUAUUCUGUGCUAUACUUAAGUACUGGCUGGCUUUUGAUGUCUUCAUACUUAAAAGUGAUCACUUUCUUGCACUGUGAAAUUUUUACAUGAAGAUGUUAAAGGGGACGUCUACCUUCUUAUUUUGUAAAAUGUUUUCUAUAAGGCAAUAAACAAAGAGUGGACCAGCUCUCAUUUUGAACAUAAA
Molecule: messenger RNA, 3811 nt
Organism: Oryctolagus cuniculus (rabbit)
Lineage: Eukaryota; Metazoa; Chordata; Mammalia; Lagomorpha; Leporidae
Gene: PDK1
Product: pyruvate dehydrogenase kinase 1
Biological process (GO): protein phosphorylation; regulation of glucose metabolic process
Cellular component (GO): mitochondrion
Molecular function (GO): pyruvate dehydrogenase (acetyl-transferring) kinase activity
Source: RefSeq, a predicted model, not a curated record